CCCACCAAAUCCCUGCUGCGGCUCCUUGCCGAGCUCAGCCUCUCUCCCUGCCGAGGGAAGGCCGAAAGCUGGUCUGAGCCUGGAGCCCAGCUCUCCAGAACACCUCUUAAGGAGCAGCUGAGAAACCGAUUUAAGAAGAAGAUACCACCAGGGGCUGAAGCAGCCCACGUUGCCGUCGGUGAAGUUGAAUUCCUGGAGAAGCCCUUCACUGCCUUCAUCCGCCUCAGGCAAGGGGUGCCCCUCGGCUCGCUGGCUGAAGUUGCUCUCCCCAGCAGGUUCCUCUUCAUUCUGCUGGGUCCCCGAGCCAAAGUAAAAACCUACCAUGAGGUUGGCAGGGCCAUGGCCACGCUGAUGAUGGAUGAGCUCUUCCAAAGGGUUGCCCGGCAGGCUGAGCACCGAGAGGACCUCAUCACAGGGAUGGAGUCAUUCCUUGAUGAGCUGACUGUGCUUCCUCCUGGGAAAUGGGACCCCAGUGCCCGAAUUCCUCCGCCGAGCUGUCCGCCGUCUUCACACAGGAGGACCGCCGCGCACCCACCGGAUCGGCAGUCCCACAGCAAUGGUGACGUGGCAGCAGCUGGGGACAGACCUGGCCUGGGGCACUCGCGCUCCAGUGAGGAGCUGGAGAGGACGGGCAGGCUUUUUGGAGGGCUGGUGCGAGACAUUCGGAGGAAGGCGCCAUGGUACGGCAGCGACUUCUCUGACGCCCUGCACCCCCAGUGCCUCUCGGCAGUGCUCUACAUCUACCUGGCAACGGUCACCAACGCCAUUACCUUUGGCGGCAUGCUGGGAGACGCCACCGCCAACAUGCAGGGGGUGCUGGAGAGCUUCCUGGGCACAGCCUUCGCUGGUUCCAUCUUCUGUCUCUUUUCUGGCCAGCCGCUGACCAUCCUGGGCAGCACCGGUCCAGUGCUGGUCUUUGAGCGCCUCCUCUUCUCCUUCACCCAGGACCACAGUCUGGACUACCUGGAGUUUCGCCUCUGGAUUGGGCUCUGGGUGGCCUUUUUUGGUAUGGUCUUGGUGGCCACAGAGGCCAGCCACCUGGUGCGGUACUUCACCCGCUUCACUGAGGAAGGCUUCUGCGCCCUCAUCAGCUUGAUAUUCAUCUAUGACUCCCUGAAAAAGAUGCUGAGCCUGGCGGACACCUUCCCCAUCAACUGGCAAUACCGGCUAGACAACAUCACCUCCUACAGCUGCGUCUGCAACUUGUCCAGCCCUGGUCACAGCUCUGCAGGGAAUGACACGCCACUCCCCUCGCCCCUGGCCCCCCCGCAG
This is a messenger RNA of Tauraco erythrolophus (red-crested turaco), 1272 nucleotides long. Lineage: Eukaryota; Metazoa; Chordata; Aves; Musophagiformes; Musophagidae. The record is from RefSeq and is a predicted model, not a curated record.